AUGUCUCGCUUCUUCCAAAGUGUCUCCGCUAAGCGCACAGAGAGCCAAGGGGGACCAGGCGUGGAAGAGCAACACUUGAGGCAAUGGGGGCUGGCAGGUGAGUGGGAUCGUUGGCUUGGCUGCUCUGCACCAAGUUUCCCCUAAGUCAGAGCUUUUCAACCUUUUGGAUUCCACGGCUCCCUAAAGCAACUCCUGUGCGGCUCAGGAGCCCAGUUAUGUCACCACCACCCUCAAUUUGGGUAUGCAGAAGAUAUUAAAAUUAAAUUUAAAUAACCGCAGAAAGAGGAGGAAGGAAGUUUUGAAAUGUCAAAAUGUUUGUAAAAUUAACGAAAUGUAUAAAAUCAGUGAAAUGUCUAAACUUGAAAAGUAUAAAUAAAAAAAAUUGAAAAAAAAGUUAUGUCACCCUUUGCCUGCAGAGCUGACAGCCUCUCACCCUUUUUCAAACACCCUUCCUUGGGGAGUGCUCCCUUAGCCUCCUCUCCUCUCCUCUCCUUGGGUGUCCUCUGGGCAGCCGCUGCUGCUGCCCCUGGUCUCUGAGCUGACCCACCACCCCACCCCAAAGAGAGGUACCUCCCAGACUGAGGCCCUAUUCACCAGCAGGGCUUUUAGCCAGGGCUGCUUCAACAAACAGAUGCAAGUCUUUGGGAGAGAGAGACAGGAGAAGGCAUCAGAGGAGGGAGGGAAGGAAGCAAAGAGGGACAGAGGCCAGUGUUGCCCGCAGCCUCUAACCAUCAUUCAAGGCAUCAUGGCACACUGGUUGAAAACCACUACCCUAAGUGAGCAAAUUUUGUGGCUCCUAGGGGUGCGGCAAGAAAACUGCUAGCACGUUUGCAAAACUAAGCAGGGCCCAAUAUGCUUUCAAGUUGGGGGGGGAUGUGUUGAGAAGCCUGCAUCACAGGGAGUUAGGAUGGAUGACCUUGGGGGGGGGUCCCUUCAAUUCUCUACAAUUCUAUGAUUCUGCGGGAUGCUGCACUUAAGUGGUUCAAAUGUUUCCCAGCUCUGGCCAGAUUGCAUAUGUCUGGAGGGGGGAGUAUUGUUUUGUCUUUUUAUAGUGCAGAGCACCUCACAAUCUUUGGAGCCCACUCCUAGGGGCUGAGGUCCCUUUAGCUCCCCGAUUAAAAUAUUUACCCCUCCCCAAGUUGAUGGGCAGUGCCAUUCAAAUGGUAUGUGUGUGCCAUGUCUUGUGAUCGAUUAUGCGGGGCGGGGCUUGCCUUACUUGCCCCUCCCCAACAUUUUAUUCAAGUUCAUAGAAUCAUAGAAUCAUAGAAUCAUAGAAUCAUAGAGUUGGAAGAGACCACAAGGGUCAUCGAGUCCAACCCCCUGCCAAGCAGGAAACACCAUCAGAGCACUCCUGACAUAUGGUUGUCAAGCCUCUGCUUAAAGACCUCCAAAGAAGGAGACUCCACCACACUCCUUGGCAGCAAAUUCCACUGUCGAACAGCUCUUACUGUCAGGAAGUUCUUCCUAAUGUUUAGGUGGAAUCUUCUUUCUUGUAGUUUGGAUCCAUUGCUCCGUGUCCGCUUCUCUGGAGCAGCAGAAAACAACCUUUCUCCCUCCUCUAUGUGACAUCCUUUUAUAUAUUUGAACAUGGCUAUCAUAUCACCCCUUAACCUCCUCUUCUCCAGGCUAAACAUGCCCAGCUCUCUUAGCCGUUCCUCAUAAGGCAUCGUUUCCAGGCCUUUGACCAUUUUGGUUGCCCUCCUCUGGACACGUUCCAGUUUGUCAAUGUCCUUCUUGAAGUGUGGUGUCCAGAACUGGACACAGUACUCCAGGUGAGGUCUGACCAGAGCAGAAUACAGUGGCACUAUUACUUCCCUUGAUCUAGAUGCUAUACUCCUAUUGAUGCAGCCCAGAAUUGCAUUGGCUUUUUAGCUGCCGCGUCACACUGUUGGCUCAUGUCAAGUUUGUGGUCAACCAAGACUCCUAGAUCCUUUUCACAUGUACUGCUCUCAAGCCAGGUGUCCCCAUCUUGUAUUUGUGCCUCUCAUUUUUUUGCCCAAGUGCAAUACUUUACAUUUCUCCUGUUAAAAUUCAUCUUGUUUGUUUUGGCCCAGUUCUCUAAUCUGUCAAGGUCGUUUUGAAGUGUGAUCCUGUCCUCUGGGGUGUUAGCCACCCCUCCCAAUUUGGUGUCAUCUGCAAAUUUGAUCAGGAUGCCCUUGAGUCCAUCACCCAAGUCGUUGAUAAAGAUGUUGAAUAAGACCGGGCCCAAGACAGAACCCUGUGGCACCCCACUAGUCACUCUUCUCCAGGAUGAAGAGGAACCAUUGAUGAGCACCCUUUGGGUUCGGUCAGUCAGCCAGUUACAAAUCCACUGAGUGGUAGCAUAGUCAAGACCGCAUUUUACCAGCUUCUUUACAAGAAUAUCAUGGGGCACCUUGUCAAAUGCCUUGCUGAAAUCAAGGUAGGCUACAUCCACUGCGUUCCCUUCAUCCACCAGGCUUGUAAUUCUGUCAAAAACGAGAUCAGGUUAGUCUGACAUGACUUAUUUUUCAGAAAUCCAUGCUGACUAUUGGUGAUCACAGCAUUCCUUUCUAGGUGCUCACAGACUGUUUGCUUAAUGAUCUGCUCCAGAAUCUUCCCUGGUAUUGAUGUCAGACUGACUGGGCGGUAAUUAUUUGGGUCCUCUCUUUUCCCCUUUUUGAAAAUAGGGACAACAUUUGCCCUCCUCCAGUCUGCCGGGACUUCGCCUGUUCUCCAGGAAUUCUCAAAGAUGACUGCCAGUGGUUCUGAGAUCACAUCUGCCAGUUCUUUUAAUACUCUUGGAUGCAGUUCAUCUGGCCCUGGAGACUUGAAUACAUCUAAACUAGCCAAGUAUUCUUGUACUAUCUCCUUAGUUAUUCUGGGCUGUGUUUCCUUUGCUGAAUCAUUUGCUCCAAAUUCUUCAGGUCGGGCAUUGUUUUCUUUAUCGGAGAAGACUGAGGCAAAGAAGGCAUUGAGGAGUUCAGCUCUUUCUGUGUCCCCUGUUUGCAUUUCACCAUCUUCUCCUCUGAGUGACCCCACUGUUUCUUUGUUCUUCCUUUUGCUACGGACAUACCCAUAAAAGCCUUUUUGUUGCUUUUAACCUCUCUAGCAAGCCUGAGUUCAUUCUGUGCUUUAGCUUUUCUGACUUUGUGUCUACACGUGCUGGCUAUUUGUUUGAAUUCCUCUUUGGUGGUUUCCCCCUUUUCCAUUUUUGUACACAUCCUUUUUAAUCUUAACUCAGUUAAAAGUUCUUUAGAUAGCCACCCUGGCUUCUUUAGGCACCUUCCAUGUUUCCGUCUCAUUGGUAUUGCCUGACGUUGUGCUUUUAGUAUCUCCCUCUUAACAAACUCCCAGCCAUCAUGAACUCCCUUUCCUUUUAGUAUUACUGUCCAUGGGAUCUCACCCAGCACUUCCCUAAGUUUUAUGAAGUCAGCUUUCUUAAAGUCAAGAAAUUGAGUCCUAGUAUGCUUGGCUGCUCCUUUCCGCUGUAUAGUAAACUUCAGAAGAGCAUGAUCACUUGCGCCUAAUGAUCCUUCCACUUCUACCCCACUAACCAGGUCAUCAACAUUGGUUAGGACCAGAUCUAAAAUGGCUGUUCCUCUUGUUGCUUCUCCCACUUUCUGGACAAUGAAGUUGUCUGCAAGGCCAGUGAGGAAUCUGUUUGACCUUAUGCUCUUGGCUGAGUUUGACAUCCAACAAAUAUCCGGGUAAUUGAAGUCCCCCAUUACUACUAUCUCCCUUCCUUUUGCAUGCUUGGCCAUCUGUUCCAGGAAGGCAUCAUCUAUGUCCUCCGUUUGGCUUGGGGAUCUAUAGUAAACUCCCACAAUGAGGUCACUGUUAUUCUUCUCUCCCUUAAUUUUGACCCAAAUGCUCUCACUUUGGCUUUGAGGUUCUAAAUCUUGGAUCUCUUCACAGGUAUACACAUCCCUGACAUAUAACGCCACUCCUCCUCCUUUCUUGUCUGGUCUGUUUCUCUGAAAUAGAUUGUAUCCCCCAUUAUUACAUUCCAAUCGUGGGACUUAUCCCACCAGGUUUCAGUGAUGCCUAUUAUGUCAUAUUUAGUUUGCUGUACCAAGAGCUCAAGCUCAUCUUGUUUAUUUCCCAUGCUUUGCGCAUUAGUGUACAGACAUUGAAGUCCAUUAAUCAUUCCCCGUGACUCUUAUUUAAGGAUUUUUCCUCCCACCACUAGGUCUGUGUGCUGUUUGCUCCAUUUGGUCUAUGACAUUUGGAUGAUCAUCUUCAUCAAUUGAUAGACUCCUACCUUCAGGAGCACUAUCUCCCUCCCCACAUUAGUCAGUUUAAAGCCCUCCUGAUGAGGUUUCUGAGAUUUUUGGCAAAAACAUUUCUCCCAACUGUUGUGAGGUGCAGCCCAUCGCUUGCCAGAAGUCCAUCUUCAAGAAACUGCAGUCCGUGAUCUAAGAAUCCAAACAGUUGACACCCCUACAGAGUUGUAUAAAGCACAUUUAAGCUUGAGGCAUAAUAGUUAUGCCAAGAUAAUUUAUUUCUUCAAGAUGCACAAUCCAUCCAUUCUCCCAGUACCCAGAUCUCUGGGUUAACCUUACCAGUAUUAUGCCAUGUUCUCUCUUUUUAGGCAUUCAUCUACGCCCCUAUCAGAUGGAAGGAGUAAACUGGCUGACACACUGCUAUGAAACCUGGCAUGGCUGCAUCCUGGGUGAUGAAAUGGGUCUUGGGAAGACUUGCCAGGUCUUUCAUUCUCUCCUUCCCGUUUAAUCAUUGUAGGAAAAGAGCGGUUAUAAGCACUGCAUUUCUGUGAAUGACACCAUGUAUUUCCCCCCCCAUGUAUUCCAGGCUAUUUCUCUGCUUGUUGUCUUAAGUGGGAAGCUUAAUAAAAGGCCGUUUUUGAUCCUUUGCCCUCUGUCUGUGUUAAACAACUGGAAGCAGGAACUAGAAAGGUAAACUUUGUAAAUGUUCAUAAUCUUCUCAACAGUGGCACACUGUCAGUGGACUAGGCUAGCCCCCUAAAUGUUCCUGGUAAAUUAGAAUAUUAAAGCCUGGAGCCUCCUUCUCAAAACCUGGGAAACCUUUGCCCAUCUUAGGGAGGGAUGCACAGUUGCUGACCUGCAUGAUGUUGGCCUCCACAUCACCCUUGCAAGCUGGCGCCUCUGGCCCUAACUGGUCCCCUAUGGAAAAAUUCACCGCAUGACCCUGCUUCUCAAAGCAAUGAGGCCUACCAACGUUAAACUUCAUUGAAAAGUCCUGUAAGUCCUAUGGUGAGUGCCUGUAGAAAGUUCAUACAUCAACCAUGUAGCAAAUAAACGGUUGUAUUUCUCAUUUUUUUCAUCAUCAAAUUGAAAUAGUAAUUUUUUAAAAGGGCAACUUGCCCAUGACAGCUCUAUGCACUGGGAAGCAGUAGAAUAAAAUGUUGUUUGUUUAUUUAACCCGCUCCUGCCUUUCCACCAUCUUCCUUGAUCCUGAUAUGUGCAGCUGCCCUCAAAUAUGAAUACUGGGCACCUUUACCAUUCACAGUAGCCCACAAGAUAUAUAACAUAUGCCAUAUUCAAGCCUUCUGUUAAUUAGGACAAAGACCACAUUGUGCAUAGAGAAGACACCAUCUGAGACUGAAGGCUGUCGGGCUAGAUAAAUCAGCUUCAUAUGUUAAUAGAUUCUGAUUUGAGCACUGUAUUCUCUGUAUUUCCUCAAUAUUAUUAUUUUUACUAUUAUUAUAACAGAUUUUCUCCAAGUCUUUCCCUCGUGACGUAUUCAGGAAACAAGGAAGAAAGAACUGAGCUACAGCAGGACUUCAAAUCAAAUCAUGAUUUCCACAUUCUGCUGACUACUUACGAGGUACUUAGCAUCGUCUAGGGGUACAGAACAUACAAAGCACCUGUUUUUCUGUUAAUAUUUUGGAGGUAUGCAUCAGGCCACCACCUCUACGUCGUACCUCUCCCACCUCUAAAUUCUCUCUGGUAUUGCAUUUGUCUUUGUUUGGGGUAGCUCCUCACUUAGAUUAAAUAUCGAUCUGCCGGAGCACUGAACUUUGUCCCCAGUGGAUACUACACUCUUGUCUUCGAUCAAAAUCAUAAUGUGAGAACUGGGAAGCCAGCCAGUGCCUCUACAUAGCUCCAUCCUUAUUUUAGACAUUUGUGAUAUAUCAGUAUAUCGCAAUGUUAAGCUGUUGAUGUAUCACAAAGUUGAGAAUCAGAUAUCUUCCAGCCCUAGACAGCAUCAUAUAGAUGCUGCGGUUUGGGAAGUGGGCAUGAGAUGCAAAAAUGGAACAGCACACUUCUGUCUGGAAGCUCUAGCAAGGGGUGAGGGAGAGCAGGAUCCACUCUUUAAUUCAUUUGUUUCUUCUCCAGCUACAAUAUCUUUCUGAGCCUCCAUUAUUACAGUUCUGCAGCAGUUAAGUGACCGACACCUUUCUUAUGCUUGAUUGCAGGUGUGCCUUAGAGACACAACAUUUCUGAAACGGUGAGAACAUUUCUACCGAGGGCAAAAUAACUUCCCCAUUACAUAUGGGGAUCAGAGAUUGGUCACAUUUCUCCUUGCACUAGCUUUUAGCGGCUGGGGUUAAAGGUUUGUCUCUGAUGCUUUCUUAGUCUCUGCCUCAAACUGUGGUUUCUCUCCACAGAAAAUUGCCCAUCUCAUUCUUAUCAAGGGGGCAGAGGAGUCCCCUUUCAGAACAUUCCUUCAUCAGGAAAAAAAUUGUCUACCAUUUAAUUCCCAUGGAAGCACAUCACUUGAAUAGCCUGACUCUUUCAGUAUAGGCAAGGUGUGACUUGGCCUACUGGCUAUUAGGAAACAUUCAAAGUUAUUCGUACUUCAUUAACUCUCUCCUGUCCAAGCCCACAAUUUCAUUACAAAUUAAUCUUGUGUAAAACUCAUGGGCCCAGAUUGUGGGAUUACUGGGCAAGUUAAAUAACUGCCUAAGUCUGUGUGAAACUUUUCUAUAUGUUUAAGAUUCAUGAGGCUUGUGCUUCCAAAGAACAGCACCUUUUUGUGUGGUACUUAUUUGAUUCAGCUAGGGAAGGAAAACCAGUAGCAGUUCUUACUUUAAGCAGAGUUUGGGAACAUGUUGGCAACAGCAGCAGAAGCAGGAAAGACAGAAAGAGCAAUUCUUUUGCUCCCCCACCAAAUUUGCAUUCUGAUGCAAACGGUCUACUCUGUCAGGAUUUAAUUAAUCUAAACCUUACACAUAGGUUGAUGCUGAAAUGGAGGUGAUGCCUAAAAGCCUUUUUUCUCAUAGAGAGAAAAUGUAUUUAUUGGGGGGGGGUCAUUUUUUAAAUUAAGCCUCCAUGUGACUGUGUCUUUAUCUAAUGAGUUGUUUUCCUAAUCAGUUAAGCAGAAUUUUGCUGUAAUUUUUCAAAUAACAGGACUUUAAUCUUUUAAAACCUCCAGAAGACUAAUAACAGCAGCUAAUAUUUUGAGUGCAAAGAGAAACAGAUGUUCUGGGAAGAGUAAGAUGAGUUUGUUUGUUUUUCUUUUUAAAAUUUCAGCAGAUGUAGCACAUCAGAAAAUAAAUGGCACUUUUAGGUUUCAAAAUAUUCUAAUGUUUAAAAAUUUAAUAAUUAAGUACAUAUGCCCUUGUAAAUGGCAGGUGUCGGCUAAUGGUUGUUUUUCACAAGAUAGCACAAUAGCACUCUUGUGAGGAUAAUCUCAGUGUUUCCCUUCAGCCAGAGGAAAUUAAUUUUGAGUCACUACUGCCCUUUCUGGUUUAACCUUCUGCUCUGUGUAGGCUUUUAAAACUCUGUUCAAAGUGCUCUUGAAAGAGUUCAUAUCUUAAUCAGACUAAGUGCUGACAGCUUUCUGUGCCUGCAAGCACUGGCAUAUGGAUUUUAAAAAAUCAGUUGAUGCAAUAAUGGAGUUCUUUUUUGUGUAAGUUUGUGUGCGGAAAUCUGGGCGGAAGAAGAAAGGAACCAUAGUAUGUAAUAUAACCCAGUAGCUCGUGAGUAAGGAAACAGGACAAAUGUCUUGCGUCUGGUUGCCCCUGGUGGUUGUGGUUCCUCUAACUUUUCUUCCCCGUGUUCAGUUUCAGCUGGGCUUGCCUUGUUGUGGACGAAGCUCACAGACUGAAGAAUCAGGAUUCGCUACUUCAUAAAGUACUCUCUGAGGUAAAGAAAACUACAGUCCUGGUCUUUGUAAAGAAGGAAAGCACAUAUGUCUUGUCACAGCCUUCUGACUUGAGCUCAGAAAGGAUCUUCUACAGUGAGUUUUUGUUUUGUUAGGUGGAUUGGCUUUUCCUCGGGCUCAUGCAGACUCCCUGUUGCGCUGUGCUUUCCAGGCACAUAUCUGGGAUUAUAACUCAGUGUCUGAGCAUUUUCCUCUUCUUUUGCCACUUUCUUCAGGUAAGCCCACAUUUUACCGCUGAAUCAGAGCAAACAACAAUUGGGUUUUCCUUGGAUUGUCAUUACUUGAGCGGUAAAAUGUGGGUUUUCUGGGGGAGAGCACUAGGUCAAAACCACACCAACACCCCACUUAGACAUGGAGCUUUAAAUCCUGGAGCUGAGCCUACCACCACAGGAAGCCUGGAUAAACUCCUUGUCUUUAACCAAAUAAUGAUACAUUCUAAAAGCAGAGAAAAGGUAAGGAUUAGAAAAUGUGCUUGAAAAUGUUGACAGCAUUAAGAUAAAUUCAACAGUGUAAAUAAGUUUUGAUGGAUGUAAUGAUGGAAUACUGAAUAGUUUAUGUAGUUUAGUUUAUUUUAUGUAAAAUAUGCAGGGAUUUUUGUUACGCAGAAUGAACCAUGGAAAGAGAAGAAGGGAAGUCAUUGGAAUUUUAAGGUUGUUGAAAUGAAUACUCUAAAUUGUAAAACAGAAAAUUUAAUAAAAAUUACAUGGAUAGAGAAAAUUUGCAAAUGUAGCGAAGUAAAGCAUGUCAAGACUAAAACUGCACACCGUCCUUGCCUUAUUCCUAAAACUAACUCUAGUAAAAAGGCCUCCAAUUUCUUCCAGAGGCAUUCAUAAGCGGACAAGUCUUGGUCUUUUAAAAAUAUUUUUUAUUUGAUUUUACAAAUAUAAAAUUAUAACAGUACCACUAUACACAUCAACAGUUAAAAGAUUAUCCAAAUCUCUGGACUUCCCACCUUCCCAUCCAUGGGUCCUAUUGUCAAAACUUUUCUACUGCAUCUUUUUCAGUAGUCCGUAUAUAAUAUAACUUCCAUUAGAUAAUACCAUUAGAUAAUACAUAGUACUUGCUACAUUACAAGCGUUAUUGCAAUCCUGCUAGUGUUUUCAUCUGCUUACAGUGGUCUCCAAGAUAUUCCCAUUCUUUGUUAAAGUUUGGUCUUCUUGGUUCCUGAGCUUUCUGGUCAGUUUUGCUAUUUUGGCAUAGUCCAACAGUUUAACUUGCCAUUCUUCUCUGGUAGGGACUUUAUCUUCUUUCCAUCUCUGGGCUAAUGACAUCCGUGUGGCUGUCGUCGCUAGCAAAUUCUCUGUUCAACCUGAGCAAGAAAUUUGAGAUGUAAAGCAGUCGCAGGGGGAACCAAAUCAUGACGCUGCCUUACCUCCCUACCUUAUCCCAGUCGUACCUGAACUGUACAUAUUCUGUAUCUCUUUCAGUUCACAACGGACUUCAACCUCCUGCUGACGGGCACUCCCAUUCAGAACAGCCUCCAAGAGUUAUAUGCCCUGCUUGCUUUCAUUGAACCAGCUACAUUCCCCAAGGAGCUGGUGGAAGAAUUUGUUCGCUAUUAUCAUGGAAUUGAAAAGGAAAGCAAAGUAGGCAAGUACAAAUGUGAUAACUGGAUGUCGGCUAUUACCUGCAGAAUGUUGGCAACUGAGAUGAAGGUUUUCUUUAAAUGGGAUUAUGUAGAGUCUGCAUUUAGGCAAAAAGUCCUUUGGCUUUACAGCAAAGAUUUCCAUGGUAUGUUAUGGAGGACGAGAAAGCUUCUUCUCUUUGUUUUUUAAGAAAUAAAAAAUUAAAAUAUGUACUGAGUUGAGUGUAUAUGUGUGGGAAGGCGAGUUGAGUCACAUGGUAAAAUUAUGAGCAUCAGGCAAUAGAUGCCUGUGGUACUCAAAUAUGUCACAUAGCAUUCAGCUUUAUGGACUUAGAAACCCGCCCCCUUCAGGCCUUCCUGCCCCCCACUUCAUAUUUAAAAUCUAGGGCUAUAUCUGUGUUUCUCUCCCGUAUAGCCAAAGAACUGCACAGUCUCUUGCAGCCCUUCUUGCUCAGAAGAGUGAAGGCUGAUGUGGCAGCCGAACUCCCCAAGAAAGAGGAGGUGGUUCUCUACCACGGGAUGUCAGCCUUGCAGAGAAAGUUUUACAAGGCUGUUUUGAUGAAAGACCUAGGUAAUUGGGCAAGGGGAAGACUUUGGAAUCGGAAUGAAGUGAGCGUGGUGGUUUUACGGGCGCCUGGGAGGCAGAGACUUUGGGGGUCCAUCUACACUUCCGCUUGUCGUGUGCCUAAAAAGCUUGGGUCUGAGUGCUUUUCCUGUGAUUUCCAGGGACGAAUCUGAGCGGCUUUCCCUUUGUCUGCUGCUUUCUCUGGGAAAACCUGCUGAAUCGUAGCAGUCCGCAGAGAACCCAACUGACAUUUGCUCCAGUUCAGCAGUAAAACCCAAGUUGCAGGGAACCAGGCAGAGGGCCUUCUCGGUACUGGCAUCCGCCCUGUGGAACGCCCUCCCACCAUAUGUCAAAGAAAACAACAACUACCAGACUUUUAUAAGACAUCUGAAGGCAGCCCUGUUUAGGGAAGCUUUUAAUGUUUGAUGUUACUGUAUUUUAAUAUUUUGUUGGAAGCCUCCCAGAGUGGCUGGGGAAGCCCAGCCAGAUGGGCGGGGUAUAAAUAAUAAAUUAUUAUUAUUAUUAUUAUUAUUAUUAUUAUUAUUAUUAUUAUAUAAAGAGCAGAUUUUUCCUGGGGAAAGUGGCAGGACAGGCAAAAGUAUAGAAGAGCCCUCUGUUGCCAUUUCAUUACUGUGUUUACUAUUUUUGUUAAACAUUACAAACAGCGAACAUAACCACGCAAUGUUUUUUCAGUUACAAGUUACCGUACUUUUCCGUGUAUUAGACGAGGAUUUUUUACUCCAAAAUAAAGUAAAAAAUGGGGGGGGUAGUGCAGAGGAGGGGACGGGUGAUUGGUUGCCUCCGCGAGCAGGAUCUAGCAAUUGGGUGAGUGAAUGGUGUCUGCUGCAAGGGCUGCUUUGGAUUGGUGGCUGCUUUGUCAAAUGGGCGGGUUAUUAGUGGAUGCUUUGGAUUGGCUGCCGCUUUGGCAGUUUGGCUUGCAUUGCUUGCGAUGGUUAGUGUUUGCCAGUUGGGUGAGUGAUCUUUGAUUCGGCAUUCCCCGCCGCCACCCAAAAAAUUGCUCAUUUUCUUAAAUUUGAGCCCCCCCAAAUAGAGGCGUCUUAUAUAUGGGGGCAUCUUAUAGACAGAAAAGUACGGUACUCCACUCUCAGUGAGCACCUAAGUGAUUUAAAUAUUGAAUUUGUGGAACGGCAGUAAUCAAACUUCUGGCUUGAAUGGAAAAUAAACUCGCUAGUUAAUCACUGCUUUGAUUGACUGAAUACAACAUUUUUAUUUAUUUUUUAAAAAAACACACACUUUGUUCUAUAUUUUAGAUGCAUUUGAAAAUGAAUCGGGGAAGAAAGCAAAGCUCCAGAAUGUGUUAGUUCAACUCCGGAAAUGUGUAGCUCAUCCGUAUCUGUUCAAUGGUAAGAAGGCCGCCCAGGACCAUCGUUGCUGGUUCUGCUGUCGAGGCAGUUGGUUUGCUGUCUGUUCUGCACAACUGAGAAGGUUUGCCCAUUGGUGCAGAUCCGGCGUGCAACUUAAGGGCUGCUUCUCACCCUAGGACUUUCAUCUGUAAUAUAUACAACUUGCAACUUGUAAGUUUCCUCCACAUCCUUGUUAUGGAAUGAUAGAGGCAUAAGAGGGAGUGGAGUUGCUGUGAUUUACAGAACUCCCAUCUUCCUUGCUAGAUUGCCUAGCCAAGAAACUAUCUCUAUCAUGUGUGUUUACCUGGGGAUUCUGCUGCUGGCUUUAAUAUAGUGUAUUUCAGUGAUUUAUUUUUUAUGUACUAUAGUUUUCUUUGCUAGCUGUUUGUAGCGAAAAGCUAUUUUUUGCAUGCUGCACAUCAACAGAUGCAAAGUCUAUUUAUGCAGCUUAGUGAUGGGGCAAGUGCAGUUUUUACCUCUCCUUACUGGGUUGUAGGGAACUGAGAUGCUUCCGUGUGCCGAGAUUACGCUAUUCUAACGGUCCUGUUGCAAAGGGCUUGAUCAGGAAAAGAUUUCCAUUUCCCUCUAAAAGUAUAUUUAAGAGUGUUUGGGAACAGCAGGACAAUUAUUUGCUCUGCCUUGAAGUACAUAUUCAGAUGCAAUCCUUUUGUGGUUAGUAGUCUAUAGUCUGCAGUGUUAACAGAGAAGUUUCUUGCUAAAAUGUCUUUCCAUUUCAGGUGUUGAACCAGAACCUUUUAUCAUUGGGGAUCAUCUCAUUGAAGCCAGUGGGAAGCUGAGCUUGUUGGAUAAACUUCUGUCUUUCUUAUAUGUAGGGUAUGUGUUUCACUACUGAACUUUAUUACUUUCCAUAAAUCAGCAAAGGACCACCUUUACCUGCACAACUCUUCACAGGUGUUGACAGCCUGCCUAUAAAGUUAUUCAGUUGGUAGGCAUGAGAGACAGGGGCCAUUUGGUGGUGGCCUCCAGAAUUGUGGAAUUCCUUCGCCUAGGAGGUGUGUACAGCCUCAGUGUUGCAAAUCUUCAAGCAGGUUUUUAAAACCUGCUUUGAAACAAACUACAGUGUUUGGAUUUUGUGUGGCUUGAGUGUGGCCUUCUGGUGUCACCUCUGCAAUUGCAAAUUGAGCAAUGAGGUUGGACUCUUCCUGCAUUUCCACAAUGGCAACCCAAUCCCUCUAUUUGUUAACCUAUUCUCAAAUCAGAGCACAUUAGGUUGCAGUCUAAAUCUUCCUUGGUUGAGGCAAGCUUUGUUACACUACACAGAAAGCUGAGCUGAAGUCAGAGCCUUCCCUUCCUUUCUCAUUCCAGUGGUCAUCGUGUUUUGCUGUUUUCCCAAAUGACACAGAUGCUGGAUAUCCUGCAAGACUAUAUGGAUUACAGAGGUAAAUGCCUCUGUUUCUUGAUGUGUCUGAUCCUGAUUCUGGGUACGGAGAAGGGCCGCAAAGAAAAGGUUAAAAUGUAUAACGCAGAUGGGGCCUAAGAUCUGUCUGUGUAACUUGAAAAACUACUACAGGAAGGGGAGAGUAAAAGGGGACAGCAAAGAGAGGACUGUGGAGAAAGAAAAUUGAGAUGUGGAUAGGGGACAGUGCAGGAUAAAGAUUCUAAAGGGCCACAAGCGCAGAAGUUUUCUGAAUGGCUGUGAUUAAUCCAUUUAAUUCUUCUUUUAACCGAAAAGGUUACAGCUACGAGCGCCUGGAUGGAUCUGUUCGAGGUGAAGAGAGGCACCUUGCCAUUAAGAAUUUUGGCCAGCAGCCCAUUUUUGUCUUCCUCCUGAGCACGAGGGCAGGUAAGGCAAACGUUACAAAAAGGCAGGAUCCCUUUGCCGCCUUCCCAGAUGGCGAAUAGAGAUGCACACAAAACGCCUUGAACUGAGUGCAACUUGGCUUAUCCAAAUAAGCCAAGGAGGUCAAGCAGAAUUUUUUAUGUAAAUUCAAGUCCAGUUGUACUGGUUCUGUGCUAGACUUUAGCAUUACGCCUGUUGUCAGAGCCAGUCUUCAAUGCAUCUGUUGUUUCCUUCCUACGCAAACACUUAAUUUCAUUUUUUUUUUAAAAUCGUAGUCUCUAGCUCUUAAAGCACAUAUUGCAGCUCAACAAAAACUAGCAAGGUGAAAUACAGUAAAAUUCAAAUUUACCCUGGUUCUCUCAGUAUGGUAUAGUGGACCAGAGAAAUUCAGAUUCAAGUCCCAGCUCAACUGUGAAGCUCACUGGAUGAUUCUGGGUGUUCUCUCUGGUUAAUCUACCUCACAGGUUUUGAGAAGUUGAACAAAAACUGAGGUGUAAGGUACACAUGAGAGGAACACAUCCAUGACUCCAAAGAUGGGUCAGCUACAUUUAUAUGCAGUAAGGAUGAGAGGGUCCAUUGGGUCAGAAGGCUUUUGAAAUGGUAUUUUAAUGUAAUUCUAUGUAACAAUAUGCUUAUUUUAAAAAAUUGUUUACCUUCCCUUUGGGAUUACAUGGUUUAUUCAUCUAAAUCAGUGUUUCCCAAACUUGGGUCCCCAUCUGUUGUUGGACUACAACUCCCAUCACCCAUGACCACUGGUCCUGCUAGCUAGGGAUGGUGGGAGUUGUAGUCCAAAACCAGCUGGAGACCCAAGUUUGGGAAACACUGAUCUAAUUAAAUGAAAUGCAGAUAUACUUAAUAUCAGUGCUUUUUUCCUUAAAAAAAAUGUGUAGGGGUACUCUCAUUUUCCUUCUCAUAUUGAAAUACUGCCCCUCAAUGAGGCCAAACUUAGAUUCACAAAAUGUUAAAUGGUAUGUGUACCCCCAGAAAAAAGCACUGCUCAAUAUACUGUUUUAUCAAAAUACUGUUCCAUGCAGUCAGUCAAAUUAACUAACAGUUUCUCUCUCUAGUCACCAUUUGCUUUGGGGCUGUAAAGAGGGAAAACAUGUAUUUCAUUUGCAAUGCUAUUUCCGUUAUGAAAACUCCAAUGUCACCCUCCUUUAUUUCCCAAGGUGGGGUUGGCAUGAAUCUUACGGCAGCAGACACAGUUGUUUUUGUUGACAGUGACUUUAACCCACAAAAUGACCUACAAGCAGCAGCAAGAGCCCACAGAAUCGGCCAGAACAAGUGAGGACAAAUCUUUUCUGUGCUUUGCUUCUUCUCUCCCUAAGGAUAUGUUCCACCCAUCCUGCUGCGUUGCAUUGAUGCAGCUCUUCCCAGUAAAACUGCAUCCAAGUCCCUGACCAUACCCCCCCAAAAUACCUACAAAGACUCCUCCAGAUCUGUGACUCUACGGGUUGCUACUCCAGCACAAAAGGCAUCAGCUCACAUACACACCCUGCCUCCUGGAAAGUUUUGUGAAUGAUUUGUGAACGCUUGCUGUUCCUGAAAUUUCUUGUUGUGUUUUUUUGUUCUCCUUAAUUAUCGCAUAGGUUGUGAUCUAAUGCGAACCAUCAUCUUUAAAUGCUUUCUCCACCCCCCACCCCUGUGUUCUGCAAGGCCUGUAAAAAUUAUUCGUUUGAUUGGGAGAGACACUGUGGAAGAAAUAAUCUACCGGCGAGCAGCAUCAAAGCUCCAGCUAACCAGCACCAUUAUCGAAGGGGGUCAGUUUGCGCUUGGAACGCAGAAAUCACAGGUGGAAGCAGAUAUCCAGGUAAAAGAGGGGCCUAAUGUGUCUCUGAAUAGCAAUCUAAACUGCUGAGCAAAGCCAGCCCUACUUUUAUUAAACAGUUGUGGAAUGCAACAAAGAGAUUUAGCACUGCUUGUGUUGGAUCUGGGAAUCCAGGACAAUUUCAGGCUGGAGAGGAAAGCUGUGGUUUUGUGCUGUUGUUUUUUAAAUUUUUGGAAAGGCUCAAAUCAUGUUGUAUCAUUAGCAGCUUACUGAAAUCUUAAACUUUCCUUUGUGAGGCUAAUGCAGGUUGGAAUUCAGUUUUUCUGUGAAAUUCUGAAGUUCAGCCCAAACGCCUAGAAAACUAGAAUCUAUAGGAAGUAAAUUCCCAGGAAAUUCUCCCCUCCCUUAGCCUCACUUUAUUUUUACUUCCAGACCAACAAAGCCUUAUGACACAAUAAAGCACAGUUGUUUUAUUAAAAAUGCUUUCCUUUGCUGUUGUAGGAUUUCAUCUUUGAACUCAAAGCAAAACAGCAAGGCAAAGGUGAUGCAGUCCUCGGCUUUAUGUCUGAAUCUGCUGCUUCUUUCAUGAUGAUUGCUUUAUCGCUAUGAAAAAGGCUUCUGUUGUGUUGGCUCUCAAAGCAGUUCAUACACAAGUAUAACUUGUAUAGCCAGUGUGGUGUAGUGGUUAAGAGCGGUAGUCACGUAACCUGGGGAACCGGGUUCGCGUCUCCGCUCCUCCACAUGCAGCUGCUGGGUGACCUUGGGCCAGUCACACUUCUCUGAAGUCUCUCAGCCCCACUCACCUCACAGAGUGUUUGUUGUGGGGGAGGAAGGGAAAGGAGAAUGUUAGCCGCUUUGAGACUCCUUAAAGGGAGUGAAAGGCGGGAUAUCAAAUCCAAACUCUUCUUCUAAUGGGAAUUUGAUCAAUAGGAUCUUCUUCACGCAUGUCCAAGCUCCUAUAUCUUCCUAAUAUACUGAUAGGAGCAGCACUCUGGGAGCGUUAGAGAGGGUGAUAGUGAAGCCUUUUAGCCUCCAUUUUUCUUUUCGUUUUUUGAAAGCUGAGCGAAGUCCUGAAAUUUGGCUUGGACAAACUGUUGUCGUUGGGUGGAAGCACCAUCUGUGAUGUGGACCUGGGAAGUAUCCUUGGGGAGACAAGAGAAGGAUUAUGGCUGAUGGAAACUGUCCUGUCUACCGCAGAGGGAAAUGUAGAAAAUGAAGAGCAAAAUGCAGAAAGUAUGUUGAUGGCUCCAAAACAAAUAUAUUGGGGGUUUUUUAGAGCUGUAGGGGUCAGAAUUGGCCUCAGUUUGAAAACUGAUAUUUGUUUCUAAACCCUAGCCCUACUCGUUCACCCUUCUCAUUUUUUCCAAACAGCCAACCAUUGGCCUCUGCUUAAGAAAGAUAGUUCUGCCUGCUCCUCACUGCUUUCACUGUAAACUUUCCUUUCCAAAACUUCAGACUCAAUAAUAAUAAUAAUAAUAAUAAUAAUAAUAAUAAUUUAUUAUUUAUACCCCGCCCAUCUGGCUGGGCUUCCCCAGCCACUCUGGGCGGCUUCCAAAAGAAUAUUAAAAUACAUCCCCUUAGAACCUUGUUUCCGUUCAGAAGUUGGUUUGGAAGCAGAACUGUAGUAAAUUAAGUGUGGGUUGUUCUGCCUUGGCUUUGAUGAGAGGGUUAGAGACAAUUAAUAGAGGAUAGAGCUGCCAAGAUGUAGCUGAAUGGGGCUUUCAAAUCGAAAGGCAGUAGACUUCUGGCGCAGAUGGGGCGUACAGGUGCAAGAGAGGGCUGUUACCUCCAUGCCUUGCUUCUGAGUUUCCUUGGAGGCAUCUGUCUGGCCAUUCUUGGAAAUGGGAUGCUAGAUUAGAAUGACAUUUGCUCUGAUCCGAGAAAGCUGACCUUGCGUCAGUAUUCAUCCUUUGAAGUUUGCUUCACUGAAGUUGUGUUGCAUCCAAUAGCCAAGGUGUUUUUACAGGAGACAGAUCUGAUGGGAGCAGCCAUAUUUGCUGAUAACGGAUCAGCCCAUUCACAUAUAAAAUAGGGUUUGUGAGUCUACUUUUUGCAGCAAAAGCUGUGCAUGGGUGUGAAAGUGAUACAAUGCAGCUCUGUAGCUUGAAGCUCCUUUAUAUCCCAGCUGUGUCUCUUCUAGUAUUUGAGCUAGGUUGGGAGAAGAGUGUCUGAAGCUAUAGGGUGAAAGGCAAGUUCAGCUUUACUCACCUUUAGUGGUGGUGCUGGGAUAUGGCCUAUGCCUAUGACAUCCCAAUGCAAACUAGGCAGAUGUGAGAAUAAGCAAACAUAGUUAAUUGAAAAAUAAGGUUUAGAGGAGAUGCUGGGUAUUGGAGUCCUAGUCUUCAUUUGCUUAAUUAGAAUUCCUUUUUUAAAUUUGGAUUUAUUAAUUGGUCAAAUAGAAUAUAUCCUAUUUUUUAUCGGACCUUUGUGUGAUAGGGAAGUUGAUGAAACAUCAGCUAAAAUACCCCUGCUGCAGGAAACAAUCACCGUAGACUUAACUCAUUGACCCUUUUGUCCAGAAUUUCACAGUGGUUUUCUUUCUGAGUGGAACUAUUGAACAGAAUGGCAGUUACUUUAUAAUUUGAUUUUGUAUUUUGUCCAAAACCGUUCACUUAAGUUCCUCUAAUGCAAUUUUUUAUAAAUCGAUCAUUUAUGUUGGUGCUAAUCCACACUUUCUUUUAAGGGCAUGUGUGCUAAUUCUAUUGCCAGGUAGUCUGAUAGUAGGUACAGUGGUACCUCGGGAUGCGAACGGGAUCUGUUCCGGAGCCCCGUUCGCAUCCUGAAUGGAACAUAAGACGCGACGGCUUGUCUGUGCAUGUGCGGGUCACAUUUCGCCACUUCCACGCAUGCGCAUGAGGUCAUUUUGAGCGUCUGCGCGAGCGGCGAAACCCGGAAGUAAUGCGCUCCGUUACUUCCGGGUUGCCACGGAGCGCACGUCGAACGCGCUCAACCUGAAACACAUUUAACUCGAGGUAUGACUAUAUUGUUGGAACUGUCAGAGCUCACUAAACAAAGGAGGCAACUUUUUAAAAAGAGCAUUGCGAUGCUCAACCUUAUCUUAAAACAAAAAAAUCUGCUGUAAUGUUGGUGGCUCAUUUUGAGAUGCUUGCUGUUUUAAGGCCACAUGUACCUAUAUGAAGGCAAAGACUACUCAAAGGAACCUAGCCACGAAGACCAGAAGGCCUUCGAUCUUCUGCUGGGUCUUCAGAAAUGUCUUCUUGAAGAUGGAGGUCAGGAAGGAAGAGCUCUCCGAAAUAAAGCAAAUGUAAGGACACUGUGAACACUUUGGGUGGGUGGCAGUCCAGCUUCAGGCAUGCUUGGAGGAGAAGGUAAAAAAAAAGGUAAAGGACCCCUGGACGGUUAAGUCCAGUCAAAGGCAACUAUGGGGUUGAAGCGCUCAUCUCGCUUUCAGGCUGAGGGAGCCAGCGCUUGUCCACAGACAGCUUUUCAGGUCAUGUGGGCAGCAUGACUAAACCGCUUCUGGCAUAAUGGAACACCACGACGGAAACCAGAGCGCAUGGAAACGCCGUUCACCUUCCCGCCACAGUAGUACCUAUUUAUCUACUUGCACUGGCAUGCUUUCGAACUGCUAGGUUGGCAGGAGCUGGGACAGAGCAACAGGAACUUACUCGGUUGCGGGGAUUCGAACUGCCAACCUUCCAGUUGGCAAGCCCAAGAGGCUCAGUGGUUUAGACCACAGUGCCACCGAUUAUCUGAAUUCAUAUUUCAGUCUGGCUUCAGGACCAAUAGGGGCACUGAAAUGGGCUUGGUCACGCUGGUUGAGAGUCCCUGGAAAACUGACUAAAGGGUGCCUUCCUGUGGUGGAUGCAGGAGGACAUGAAAGUAGCUUGAGAUAGAAAAAACUGUUGCAGCCCAUGAAUAUCUUUUCCUUUUCCAGGUUCUUGUCACGGGCAUUCAGCCGGGACCCAGCAAGAAGCGGCGUAAAUUGAGCCCAGAAGAACUGGCGGCUCGGCAGAGGAAGCGGCAGGAGUCAGCAGCAGAGAGGGCCAGGCUCAGGGAAGAGAAGAAGCAGAAGAAGGCGGAAGCUGAGCACCAGAAGAAGUAAGGUUGUCUCUGUUGGCAGUGAUCUCACAGCAGCACCAGCAGUCAAGAUGCUUCACAGUUCUACUUGCUACUGCAGUUUUAUUUUUUAUUCAAUUCCAUGUACAAAUUGCUUCCUAUAAAUAAUCUCAAAGCAAUUUAACAAUUUAGGCGCGGGGCCAGAUCUCACAGAAAAAGCAAAUUCAAAGCCAGUGCAGAUACAGACUGUGUGUAAUGAGGAAGAUUUAUUUCAGCUGUAAAACGUCAUUGAUAUUUAUAUUAUUUUUGUAGGUGUAUCCAUAGGCUAUGACGUCUUAGGUUGUGAAAAAUACAGAAAAAGCAUCUGAAUGAGUUUCAACUCUAAAACGGGCUGUUGAUCCAUUGACUGCUGUGGAGCUGCACAAUUUUUCUUUCUUUAACACUAUCUGCUAUUUUCCCUUCCGUUUUGUGAAGCCAGAAAAUAGUAUUUCUUUCUAACUUCUUUGCUGUUACUCAGAAUGUGGCUUAACUUUGAGACAAGCUGCUUUGAGGGGCCAGACAAAAGCAUAUGUGUGUUGAAAAAUUUCAUUUGGUCUAGGUUGUUUUCUUUUCAGCACUGUAACUUGAUGGAAAUAAGAAUGACAUUCCGAAUAUUUACUGAAGGCAUUUGGCUGUGAUAUUUCCUGACAAAUGUCAAAAACGCCCUGGCACUUCUGUUCAAAUUUUAAGACUUACUGCUAAAAGUUAGCAACUUCCCAGUUCAAUGUUAUUUUCAACUUGCGGUACCUGUUGACGCAUGAAAAUGUUUAGCCGUUGUGUCACUUUGGGCUACCUUCUCAAAUAGCCUGACUCCGAGAGGACUGCCAGCAGGCCCCAGGCCUCCUCAUAAGAACAUAGUGGCCCAUCUAGUCCAGCAUCCUGCUCGCGCUCUCUCUCUCUAUAUAUAGGGUUUUUUAAACAUAUCAUUUACAACAAUCAUUUAACAUAAUUUUUUUUCUUAUACUAUAUUUUAGACUUCCGUCAACAACUUCUGAAGAUUUUCCGUUCUCUAUCACUUGUCCUGCAUUUCUUAAUUUCUCUAUUACUUUUAAUUGUCCUCAACUAGUAAUUCUCAUCAUAGUCUUUCUUGCAAUGUUUCGAAUAGUCCUCCUUACAGAACUUCCUGCAAUCCUACUAACGUAAUCUGUUUAUUACAGUUGCUUUUCAAAUAGUUCAAAUAUUUACUCCAGUCUUCUAAGAAUCUAUGAUCCCGCAGGUUUCGAAUCCUUCCUGUUAAUUUAUCUAAUUCUUCAUGGUCCAUUAAUUUCAUUUGCCAUUCUUCUUUCGUCAGUAAUUCUUCUUGCUUCCAUUUUUGUGCCAAUAAUAUUCUUGCUGCCGCCAUUGCAUAUAAAGACAACUUACAAUCCUGUCUAUUAAUAUCAUCCCCUACAAUGCCAAGUAAAAAUGCUUCUGGUUUUUUAAUAAAUGUAUAUUUCAACACCUUUUUCAUCUCAUUAUAUAUCAUUUCCCAGAAGUUUUUCACUUUUUUCCAUUCCCAUCACAUAUGAUAAAAAGUUCCUUCCUUUUCUUUACAUUUCCAACAUUUAUUACUUGUUUCCAGCAUCCUAUUCUCCCGGUGGCCAACCAGAUGUAUAUGGGAAACCAGCGAGCAGAAGACGAGCACAAGAGCUCUCUCCCCUCCCAUGGUACCUUGGUUUAUGAACUUAAUCCAUUCCGGAAGUCCAUUCUUAAACCAAGGCGUGCUUUCCCAUAGCAGCGGGGGACUCAAUUUACAAAUGGAACACACUCAACAGGAAGUGAAACAUGUUCUGCUUCCAAGGCAAAGUUCACAAACCAAAACACCUACUUCCGGGUUUGCAGCAUUCUUAAUCCAAGUUGUUCAUAAACUACCGUAUUUUUCACCUUAUAGGACGCACUGGCCCAUAGGACGCACCUCGUUUUGGGGGGGGGGAAAUGAAUAAAAAAAUUAUCCCCCCCCCCCCAGCCGCCGGGCUGGGGCGGGGGAAGCCUGAGCUUCCCCUGACCCCAGCCCCCAGAACAGGCUGCCGCCCGCAAGCCUUGCGAGCCUGUGGGAACUCCCCCCGGGCGUGCGGACACCUGCGCAAAGCACGGGGCGUUCUCCGGAGGGCACCCCGUGGUCCGGGCUGCAGGCUGCCGCCCGCAAGCCUUGCGCGCCCGGGGGCACUCCCCCAGGGCGCGCAAGGCUUGCAGAGACCUGCACGAAGCACGGGGCGUCCUCCGGAGGGCGCCCCAUGCUCCGGGCUGCAGGCUGCCGCCCGCAAGCCUUGCGCGCCCAGGGGAACUCCCGCCGGGCUUGCAAGGCUUGCAGAUAGCUUCCUGAAGCCUGGAGAGUGAGAGGGGUCGGUGCGCACCGAUGCCUCUCGCUCUCCAGGCUUCAGCGAAAGCCUGCAUUCACCCCAUAGGACGCACACACAUUUCCCCUUCAUUUUUGGAGGGGAAAAAGUGCGUCCUAUAGAGCAAAAAAUACGGUAAGCUGUUCUUAAACCAAGGUACCACUGUAUUUGGAAGCAUUGCUACCUGCAACUGAGGAAGCAGAGCAUAGACAUCAUGGCUAGAAGCCAUUGAUAACCCUCUCCUCCAUAUAUUAUCCCUGGGCUGUGCCUUGAUCAGAAGGCUGGAACUCAGUUGACCAUUUAUGCUGUAUUAUUAUUGUCAUUAUUAUUAUUGAGUUUACAGUAAAAUAGGUAGUGUAUUGCUAAUACAAAACAUGGGAAGCCUCUCUUAACAACCUGAUGCAUGCUUCUUCUUCUUUUUAAAUUCAGGAUGGCCUGGUGGAAAGCAAAUCACUACAGGUCUUACAGCCUGGAGUCAGAAGAGAGCAGCGAAGAGGAGAUAGAAAGAGAUUUAGAAAGUGGGAUGGGUGCGGAUUUGGAGUACGCAGACCCUGACCUGAGCUCCAUCAAGUAUGUUAUAGGUGAUGUUACCCACCCCUCUGCAGGAGAAGAGGAUGCCAUCAUUGUGCAUUGUGUAGGUAGGUGGAGCAGACUUUGCUAGAAGAGACCUCGUUUUUUAUUCACCAGAUUAGUUGGAUUUCUGAGCAGCCAUAGCCUCCUCUUAGGUCACAUUCACACCACACAUUUGAAGCACUAUGAUACUGCUUUAAACAGUCAUGGCUUGGAGCUGUAGGGUAUUAAGGGUGCUGAGAGUUCUUAAAAAGGUAAAGGUAAAAGACUCCUGACAGUUAAGUCCAGUCGCGAAAGACUCUAGGGUUGCGGUGCUCAUCUUGCUUUACUGGCCGAGGGAGCCGGCAUUGACCGCAGACAGUUUUUCUGGGUCAUGUGGCCAGCAUGACUAAGCCACUUCUGGCGAAGCCAGAGCAGCACAUGGAAACGCCAUUUGCCUUCCCACCAGAGCGGUACCUAUUUAUCUACUUGCACUUUGACGUGCUUUUGAACUGCAAGGUUGGCAGGAGCUGGGACAGAGCAACGGGAGCUCACCCCAUUGGAGGGAUUCGAACUGCCCACCUUCCGAUAGGCAAGCCCCAGGUUCAGUGGUUUAGACCACAGCACCACCUGCGUCCCUGCUGAGAGUUGUUAGGAGACCCCUAUUCCACUCCCAGAGCUACAGUUCCCAGAGUCCCCUGUGAGGAGGGAUUGACUGCUACACCACCCUGGGAAAUGUAGGUCUCUGAGAGGGACUAAGGAUCUCCUUAUAACUCCCUGCACUUCCUAUGAUUCUUUGAGAGAAGUCAUGGCUAUGAUAACACAGUGCCUAAAUUUAUGAUGUGAAUAUGGCCCUAGUGUCCUGGUCUGGUAUUGAGUCUGCAGAUUCUAGGAUUCAUGAAAGGCACAGGAGAUAGAAAUUCAGUCUGAUGUGGAAUUUCUGGAGUGCUCUUUCCUUUAGCAAGAACACAGCAGGCUGAUGGUAGAAGGAAGGAGUGUUCUUUCUCUCUGCCACGGUCCUCUUGGUUUUGUCAUGCAGUGGGGAGCUUUGUCCCCUGCUCAUUUAAUAUAGAAAUGCAGUGAAUUGGUAAAGAAGGGAUGAAGCGCUCCAUACCUCUGCCAGCAACCUGUUUGGUUUCUGCAACACAGAAAUGCAGACGUCUCUCUUCUGGCAGGCCAUUCACUUGCCAGGGUGAAAUUCCUUGUCACUUACAGCAACAAGCCAAGCAGUUUAAAGCAAGGCUGGUAUAUAGAGAGGUCAUUAAACUCAAUUGGCUGCACAAAGCAUGAAAAUAAUAUACUUGCUCGUAUAAUCGAAUGUCAAAUGAUGAGUAAAAGUCAAAUAGUUAAGGAGAGAACUGGUGUCCGUAAGUUUUCUUGUGAAUACUGUCUGUUCCAGAAUGCCAAGAACUUCACUCAGUCUUUGAAGACAUUAGUUUGGCAUUAAGUCUUCCAGCAUGAAAUAGGAGAGGAGCGCUUAAUUCAUUCACAGUCAUGUACCAUCAAACUUCUCUGCACCUCUCUGCCGCCUCUUUUAAAAACUCUUCUGACCGUUGCUAACAACAAUUUAGCCUUGGCCAACAAAUUUCUAAUCAGUUGACUAUUUGCACUCUGUACACAACUCUGUAAAUCAUUUAAGAGAAAUACUUGUAGGAUAUGAAGCCCUCUGAUUCCCAGCCUGGGAUUUGUACAUCUUGUUCUGCCACUAUAAAGUACCUUUUCUUAAAACAAGGUGGCCUGUAAGUGAGUAUGUUUCAUUUAGCAUCAUAUAGCACACCCAGGCUGCCCUGGAUUUUCCCCUCCAAAAUUCAUUUUCGCUGUAUUAGUGACCUCCAGAAACGUUCAGGUGGCACAGUCUAAAUCAAGGAUGCGGAGCAUAGGGUCUUCCAGGUGUGCUGGAUCACAGUUCCCAUCGUAGAAUCAGAGAAUCAUAGAGUUGGAAGAGACCACAAGGGCCAUCGAGUCCAACCCCCUGCCAAGCAGGAAACACCAUCAGAGCACUCCUGACAUAUGGUUGUCAAGCCUCUGCUUAAAGACCUCCAAAGAAGGAGACUCCACCACACUCCUUGGCAGCAAAUUCCACUGUCGAACAGCUCUUACUGUCAGGAAGUUCUUCCUAAUGUUUAGGUGGAAUCUUCUUUCUUGUAGUUUGGAUCCAUUGCUCCGUGUCCGCUUCUCUGGAGCAGCAGAAAACAACCUUUCUCCCUCCUCUAUGUGACAUCCUUUUCUAUAUUUGAACAUGGCUAUCAUAUCACCCCUUAACCUCCUCUUCUCCAGGCUAAACAUGCCCAGCUCCCUUAGCCGUUCCUCAUAAGGCAUCGUUUCCAGGCCUUUGACCAUUUUGGUUGCCCUCCUCUGGACACGUUCCAGUUUGUCAGUGUCCUUCUUGAACUGUGGUGCCCAGAACUGGACACAGUACUCCAAGUGAGGUCUGACCAGAGCAGAAUACAGUGGCACUAUUACUUCCCUUGAUCUAGAUGCUAUACUCCUAUUGAUGCAGCCCAGAAUUGCAUUGGCUUUUUUAGCUGCCGCGUCACACUGUUGGCUCAUGUCAAGUUUGUGGUCAACCAAGACUCCUAGAUCCUUUUCACAUGUACUGCUCUCAAGCCAGGUGUCCCCCAUCUUGUAUUUGUGCCUCUCACUGUUUUUGCCCAAGUGCAAUACUUUACAUUUCUCCCUGUUAUAAUUCAUCUUGUUUGUUUUUGCCCAGUUCUCUAAUCUGUCAAGGUCGUUUUGAAGUGUGAUCCUGUCCUCUGGGGUGUUAGCCACCCCUCCCAGUUUGGUGUCAUCUGCAAAUUUGAUCAGGAUGCCCUUGAGUCCAUCACCCAAGUCGUUGAUAAAGAUGUUGAGUAAGACCGGGCCCAAGACAGAACCCUGUGGCACCCCACUAGUCACUCUUUUCCAGGAUGAAGAGGAACCAUUGAUGACCAUUAGCCACCCUUCUUUUGGCUGAUGGGAGGUGGAUCCAACAACAUCUGGAGGGAUACUGGUUCUUUAUCCAUGGUCUAAAUGCAUAGCACACGUCUUUAAGCAACUGCUGGUCACUUAUGACCUGAGUGGCUGAAGUCAGAGUUGCUAAAAAUCUGUUAGUCGGUAGCAAGUACAUUACAGGAGGUAUUUUAUUGCUCUUGAUCAUUACUUGUCUGGGUGAGUGGCACCAUUCUUCCAUCAGGGUUUGGAUCACUCUUCCACAUUAAAGCACCCAAUGAAGAGGUUUAUAAUGCAGCUACAGAUCCAUAACUCUUUACCAUCACUAAGCCAUACAGCAUUAAUGCAUUUACAUUUGCCAAGGCAAUCUCUAAAAGCAGAUUAAUAUCAGAAGGUCUUGCACUUGCCUUGAAGGCCAGAUUUGUAGCUUGGAAGUGCUCUCAGAAUUUGUCAUGUUAGUUGUUCCAUUCUAAGAAUGGAUCUCCUACGAACCAUUGGAAGCUGAUCUAUAUGAACUUCAAUCUCAUGGACCUUUUCCCUCCCUUUAAAAUAGUAUCAUCUAACUCUUUGCUUCAGAUGACUCGGGCCGUUGGGGAAGAGGAGGCUUGUUCACAGCUCUGGGGAAUCGCUCUGACCAUCCAAGGAAAAUAUAUGAGCUGGCAGGAAAGAUGAAAGGUAAGCAAGAGAUAGGUAAAAGCUACUGUAGUUUUAGGGGAUUCCUCCUUUUUAAACUGUUAUUUUUAAUCAAAUGAUCUCAUUUAUAGUGUAAGCAUUUAAGAUGCCUCAUUUGGACAGUCUGUAUUCUUAUUUUCUCUGCCUUAGAUUAAACUGUUUGGAAUGAACAGGAAAUUGUUCCUUUUACUUUCUUGUUCAUUAUUGUCUGUGAGGAAAGAGCUACCAUCCCUUCUAGGGCAGAGUAAAGCUAUAAGAGAAGCCUGUGCUAAGAUUAAUUGGAUGACAGUUGCUUCAUGUGUUCACUUCCAGUCUCUUACCUGCCAGGUGUAAGUAAACUUCCGAGUGAAUGUAUUUGGUGCGUAAAUUUAUCUGUUAUGCUACAUAGAUUCCGGGACCUUCUUAGUGGCUGCUUCCAGACUUUGGUAUUCCCUCCCUAGAGUAGUUAGACUGGUUCCCUCCUUGUUGUCCUUCUGCCGGCAGGUGAAUACCUUCUUGUUCCAACAGGAAUUUGGGAGCUGACUACUCCCAAAAUAGUCAGUUUAUUGAUGGGGCUGGUGCCUUGCUGUUUUUGCUAUGAUUGUCUGUAUGUUUUUCAUAGAUCAUAUAUUCUAUUAAUGUUUAAUGUCUAUUAAUGUUUGUUUUUUAAUGAUUGUGGGUUUUUCCUGUGUUUUAGCUGUUCUUAUUUUAUCUGUAAGCUGCCUUAAGUCCCUAUCAAGGAAAAGGCAGGGAAUGAAUGAAUAAGUGAAUGAAUGACUAGAUAAAUAAAUAAAUAUCCCUGAAUCAGCUAAGAGUAUAAACUGGAUUCUUCACUCAGAUUUUAGCCAUAAGCUCACCAUGUGGCCUUAAACAAAUCUUUCUCUUUUUCUCAUACUUGGCUCCCCAGAUUUGGAAUAAUAAUACUGACCUACUUUACAAGAUUAAAGAAUACUGAGAUAAUGUGGGUGAAAUGCUACAUAAAACCUGGAUGAGAUACCGGUUAAUCCCAUUAUUCAUAUCCCCACAUCCCUCCAGUGUGACAUCUCAGCACACCUGUAAACAGUUGGUAACCUAUAAUCCAAUGAAAGCUGGCAUUGAAAGCAUUGCCAGCUGACUGAUGGAACAUACAACUGUUGCAGUCAUAAUUUAGAAAUUUCCUUCUCUAUUGCUUGCUCCUGGCAACUUGAUGGAAACAAUCUGGAUUAAUCUACACAGGAGACAGGAAAGCCCAGUUAAGGAGCUAGAAAAUAUCAUACUCUGCUAAUUAAUUAAUUAAUUAAUUAAAUUCUGUUUUGUCUACUAUGUUCACCAUCUAUGAAAAAUCAGCAUUAUGCUAAGUACAUGAAAGAGAGAGCAAUACAGCCAAUCUGACUUUCAGAAAUUCAUCCUGAGUGCAUUUUCCCCUCAGUGUUCCACAGAAUUCAGUGUUUUUUCCCGUUGUUCUUAAUUAUUUUUGUAGACUUGACAUUGGGAGGAACUCUUUUAUUCCCCAUCGAUGAUAAGGAAUCCAGAAACAAAGGACAUGACUUGGUAACUAUACAGUACAAACAGAUGGUUUGCAUUUCUUUCGUUUUAGUCAUUCCAAAUCUUGUUCCUAGCAUAAAAGCUAGAGUAUCGGAAUUGUUCCAUACUUCUUCCAGAAGUAUAAGUGUAUUUGCAAAAAAAAAAAAAAAAGGAGGGGAAAAGAGUGGGAGUGUUUCUUGCCUAUAAGCCAUGCACUUAAUUUUCGGUUUAUCUGAUCACAGCAUAUAUGAUUUCUUCCUAGCUGGCCCUUAUUGUAGCACAGCACCGAGACCGUUCGAACAACUUGUCUGGAAUUAAUCUCCCUGCUUUGGAAAGGGGAUUAAAGAAAAUUUAUCUUGCGGCCAAGGAUAGAGAUGGUAAGUGUGCCUGUGACAGCGAGUGUGCCAGUUGUUGAGAAGGUUAGUGCCUGAAGUCCCAUUUAAACAAGUUGAAAGGGAUGGCUGGGACAUUCUGAUCCUCUAGAAUUCCUGCCAUAUGGGGUUAUUCUCUUGGAGAACUCCAUGUCAGCAGAAACCCCAGCUGUGGUGAAUAAUGUCAACUGUUUGGAAUCGAAAGCUUCCCACGUUUUCUGCAGUGCACCUGCAGCUUGGGGCAGUCUUAGUUCCCUCGCUGCUGAUAAAAGCUUGGAAUUCUCACUAUCACCACCAGAAGCCAAAACAACUAAACGUUUCUGAUAAUUUAACCUCUCACUAAAGAGGUUACGUUGUCCCCAACACUCCUAGUUUAUUCCCUUUGCAUAUCUUUCCCCCAUGUGCCUAUGUGUUCUCAGUGCUGCCUUUAAUAGGGUUACUUACGUAAUUAUGUUUAUUUAUUUGGAUGGUGUCGUUUUAGUUGCAUUUUUAAAAAAAUUAUUCGGUAAGCUGCCUUGGGUCCUGUGCUGAGAGAUAGGCGGAGUAUAAAUAAAACGAACUGUGCCAAAGACUCUGCUGUUCUUCACACAGGAUCAAAGGGGGUUAAAUAACUCUUUGCCUCUGGAACAGGUGGCUAAUGUUUAGGGCCAGGUUGCACCCCUGGCUUCCGGUUACCUAUCCUUAACCUUUUUGGUCCCGUGACAAGAAUUUCCUUUGCAAUAUUAACUACCUAGUUACAUAUCCUUUGUUUUCAUGUGAGCUACAACUCAGACAGCAUUUUUCGUUUCUUUCUCUCAGCAAGCGUCCACCUGCCCCGCAUUGGAUACUCAACCAAAGGUUUUAAUUGGUAUGGGACAGAGCGUCUUAUCCGGAAGUACUUGACAACAAAAGGCAUCCCCACAUUUGUGUAUCCUUCUGAAGUACACAUCUUGCAGUUCUAAGUCUGCCAUAUCUGUAAAAGCCAGAAUGUAGAGGUUGGAAAUUAAUUGCAUCUGUUUUACACAGCACAUUGGGACCUUCCAAAUGUUAAAGCACCAGACUGGCACUGCUUGAUGAGUAACAGGCCUUACCACUUUCCCAACAAUUUUGGAGGUCAUGCUUUGGUUUUUAGUGAGGCCACAAGGUAGUGGUGGAACAGAAAAUCUCUGCUCUCUCCCCAACCUCCUUUCACAGGUUUCUUAAUACAAAAGGCAGAUAAGUUGCAGUUUGUCCUGCAAUUCUGGAAGACUACAGCAUUACAUUUUUAUGUCUUUGAGGGAAAUGUUAUUGCAGCUCAAUCCUACACAUAUUUACUCAGAUAUGAGUACAGUACUAUCAUUUUGAGUGGUGUUUAUUCCCAAGUACAGUGGUGCCUUGGUUCUCAAACACUUUGGUACUCAAACAACUUGGAACCCAAACACUGCAAACUCAGAAGGAAGUGUUCUGGUUUGCGAACUUUUUUUGGGGAAGCUAAACGUGCGCCGUUUUGAGUGUUACACUUCCAAUUUGAGUGCCACACUUCUGAUUUAGAAUCAGAGAAUCAUAGAGUUGGAAGAGACCACAAGGGCCAUCGAGUCCAACCCCCUGCCAAGCAGGAAACACCAUCAGAGCACUCCUGACAUAUGGUUGUCAAGCCUCUGCUUAAAGACCUCCAAAGAAGGAGACUCCACCACACUCCUUGGCAGCAAAUUCCACUGUCGAACAGCUCUUACUGUCAGGAAGUUCUUCCUAAUGUUUAGGUGGAAUCUUCUUUCUUGUAGUUUGGAUCCAUUGCUCCGUGUCCGCUUCUCUGGAGCAGCAGAAAACAACCUUUCUCCCUCCUCUAUGUGACAUCCUUUUCUAUAUUUGAACAUGGCUAUCAUAUCACCCCUUAACCUCCUCUUCUCCAGGCUAAACAUGCCCAGCUCCCUUAGCCGUUCCUCAUAAGGCAUCGUUUCCAGGCCUUUGACCAUUUUGGUUGCCCUCCUCUGGACACGUGCCAGUUUGUCAGUGUCCUUCUUGAACUGUGGUGCCCAGAACUGGACACAGUACUCCAGGUGAGGUCUGACCAGAGCAGAAUACAGUGGCACUAUUACUUCCCUUGAUCUAGAUGCUAUACUCCUAUUGAUGCAGCCCAGAAUUGCAUUGGCUUUUUUAGCUGCCGCGUCACACUGUUGGCUCAUGUCAAGUUUGUGGUCAACCAAGACUCCUAGAUCCUUUUCGCAUGUACUGCUCUCAAGCCAGGUGUCACCCAUCUUGUAUUUGUGCCUCUCAUUUUUUUGCCCAAGUGCAAUACUUUACAUUUCUCCCUGUUAAAAUUCAUCUUGUUUGUUUUUGCCCAGUUCUCUAAUCUGUCAAGGUCGUUUUGAAGUGUGAUCCUGUCCUCUGGGGUGUUAGCCACCCCUCCCAGUUUGGUGUCAUCUGCAAAUUUGAUCAGGAUGCCCUUGAGUCCAUCACCCAAGUCGUUGAUAAAGAUGUUGAAUAAGACCGGGCCCAAGACAGAACCCUGUGGCACCCCACUAGUCACUCUUCUCUAGGAUGAAGAGGAACCAUUGAUGAGCACCCUUUGGGUUCGAGUCCCACUGUCAGGGGUUCAGGAGCAGAGGCACAGGAAAGGGAGGAAAUAGAGAGCGAGGGGGAGGAGUCCGAAGGAAAUGUUAGCGAUGACAGCGGUCCGAGGUCUCUGAGUCUUUCCAGCGAAUCGGAAGAUUCACAGAAAGGGGCUCCCUUGGUCAGAGCAAGGGGGUGCCGAGGGGGACACCCCAGGAAGAAGGGGCCAGAGGGGACUCAGAGAGCAGCAGUUGGAAAUCAGGACCAGCGUCCACACCAGAGUGCAGUAGGGGAGGAGUCCCAGGCAUCGGGAUCAGGCGGCGCACUGCCAGUGGGAGGACAUGAGUCAGGAUUGGCCACGCCUCCAUCGGGGAGCGAGGAAACGGUCGAGAGGAAGGUUGAAGGCUGGGGGCGCGCGCCAAGUUCAAAUGUACAGGAGGGCGGCGCAGUUGGCAGCCCGGAUAGGGAGCCAGGUCCCAAAGCCCGCCGAAAGAGGGGGAGGAGUCAGGAGGGUCAGCGUCAGAAGAAUCCAGGAAGGAAGGGACCCCGGGGGGUAGCAGGACCCAGAGGAGAAAGGAGAGACGUAAGAGGUGGAGUAAGGCUAGAAUCUUAAACUGGUGUACAGGGGGCGGAGACUCAGAUGGAGCUUCGCCGAUCUAACCCCUAGACGUAGAGCUGGGGCGCUCCGGCUUGAAAAUGGAAACUGUACUUCAAUAAAGACUUUUGCACAUUACUGCCGGCUAGCGUUGGUCCUCUGUGAGCUGGGACCUGGAGCCAGCUCUGACACCCACAUUUCCAUUUUGAGUGUUACACUGAGGUCUGUCUGUUUUUGCUAUUUAUUUUGCAUUUUUAUAUUUGCAGCUCUUUUUUGUUUUUGUGCAUGUGUGGAACCCAGUUCAGCUACUGAUUGAUUGAUUGAUUGAUUGAUUGUGUGACUGCAGUACAUUGUUUAUUGCUUUCAUUUUAUGGAUCAAUGGUCUCGUUAGAUAGUAAAAUACAUGUUAAAUUGAGUUUUAGGGGUUAUUUUUAAAACUUUGGAAUGGAUUAAUCCAUUUUGCAUUACUUUCUAUGGGAAAGCACGCCUUGGUUUUGGAACGCUUUGGUUUUGGAACGGAUGUCUGGAACGGAUUAAGUUUGAGAACCAAGGUACCACUGUAAGUGUACACAGAUCGCAUUAAAAUCUGCAAUCAUAUGUAAACGAGCUCCGUGCAUAAGUACGUAAAUAUUUUACUUCCUGACUAAAGGUAAUAAUAGUUGUAGGUAUUUGCUGAGAACUCCUUAACUAUUCUCUUUAGAUACUACUUUCCUAGAAACAAGGCAUCAUCUUCACAAGCAUCCACAUCAGCAUCAUCACUGCAACCAUAA
Podarcis lilfordi (Lilford's wall lizard) is the source of this 31381-nucleotide messenger RNA. NCBI's taxonomy places the organism in Eukaryota, Metazoa, Chordata, Lepidosauria, Squamata, Lacertidae. The record is from the annotation of a GenBank genome assembly.